CCCAUCACCGUGGGACCGCGCCGCCGGCAGGCGCGCGCGCCGGUGUUUACUUUCGUGCAGGAGGACACCGGGGAAGCGCUGCGCCCUCGCUCCCUGACGUCUGAUUGGCUCAUCCUCCGCGGGCCCUGGGCAAGCUGCCCGUUCCCAUUGGUUAGCCGCGGGCUCGCCCUCCCUCGGUGUUAGCGCCGCCUGCCUUUAUGCUCCGCUGAUGCCGAUAAGUUUGUCCCUUCCCGUUCGCCGUUAGUGGUAACCAGCAGUUACCGUUCUGGUUACGCGUCCGCGGAGAUCUCGGCCUCGGCCAAUGAGCAGCUUGCCGUGAGCGCGGUGCUGGGUACGUGACCCCGCAACGGCCGCGUCGUGCCCGGAGCCGAGCGUAGGUAGCACCGCUGCCGGCGUCUCGCCACUCCUCGCGUUCGGCCUCCCGUCUCCCAGAGCAACGCCGGUCCCGUUGGCCGCCGCCGUGGCGGGGAACGGGCUGUGCGGUCGUGAGCACCGUCGCUGAGCUACGUCAGUGUCCACAACAUCAGGGCCUCUGCAGCCUCUCUUCCAGUCUUCUUGCUUUGUUCUGACCAAUUCACAUUGUUUCUGUAUAUUCACAUGGCUCUGGAUGGCUAACAAAGAGGGAUGUUCAGUCUAAUGGCCAAUUGCUGCAGCUGGUUAAAACGGUGGCAGGAACCUGUCAGGAAGGUGACACUUAUAAUGGUGGGUCUUGAUAAUGCUGGUAAAACUGCUACCAUCCGAGGAAUUCAAGGAGAGUCUCCUGAAGACGUGGCUCCAACAGUUGGGUUUUCCAAGAUUAACCUUAAACAGGGACGCUUUGAAGUCACCAUCUUCGACUUAGGAGGUGGAAAACGAAUUCGAAAUAUCUGGAGAAAUUACUAUGCUGAGUCCUAUGGUGUAAUAUUUGUGGUGGAUUCCAGUGAUAUUGCAAGAAUGGAAGAAACAAAGCAAGCCAUGGUAGACGUUUUAAACAGCCCAAAGAUAUCAGGAAAACCAGUGUUAGUGCUGGCAAAUAAGCAGGACAGAGAAGGAGCUCUGUCAGAAGCAGAUGUAAUUGAAUCCUUAUGUCUGGAAAAGCUUGUCAAUGAACACAAGUGUCUAUGUCAAAUUGAACCUUGCUCAGCUAUCAUGGGCCGUGGGAAAAAAAUUGAUAAGUCAAUAAAAAAAGGUUUAUAUUGGCUUCUACACAUCAUAGCAAAAGACUUUGAUGCCUUAAAUGAGCGCAUCCAAAGAGACACUACAGAGCAAAAAGCCUAUGAAGAACAAAAGAAACUAGAGAGAGCUGAGCGAGUGAGAAGGAUACGAGAAGAAAGGGAAAGAGAAGAAGGGAGAAGUGUACCUGAUGAGGAAGAACCUGAGCCUGGGAACUUUGAAAACCCUUUCCAGCCUAUAUCUGCAGUAAUCUCUGAGAAUGAAAAACAAAUUGAAAAGGAAAAGAAACGGCAAAAGUUGGAGACUGAAAAGGCUACGAUUGUCUUCAAAUCACAAACAGAGCAGGAACAAAUGGAUGCCCAGCACUUAUCAAGUAGCAGUAGCCAAAACACAAAUGAUAGUAGACUAGAAAUGUGCAAUUCUACAACUACGCAACUCCUGCAGCACAAAGAAGAGAAUGAGCAGCAAGCCUCAGAAUGCUUUGACUCAGAUAACAGUAAAAAGAAAAGAAAAAAAAUAAAACUAAAAAGGAGCCACAGAGUAGAACCUGUUAAUACAGAGGACACUGUUCCCAAAAAUCCUACACCACCACCAGCUCUUCCACCAGUUGGCUGGGGAACUCCCAAACUUAAUAGACUUCGAAAACUUGAGCCUCUUGGUGAAACACAUCACGCUGAUUUCCAUGGAAAACCUUUGCCACCGUUGACUAUACGCCAAAGACCCAACAGUGAUACCCAUGAUAUCAUUGCUUAACUGGACCACAUUUUAAAAACAUAAUCAAAAAAUUAGAAACUUUUUUUAUCCUUGAAGAAAAAUUUUUGAUGUGACAUUCCAUCAGCUUGUUGCAAAAUAACUUGCUGGCGAUUAAACGUGGACUUCAUUCUGUCAUACCUGGGUGAUCAGACUUCGUCAGUUACCUCUCAAGUCACCAGCUCUUCUUCAGGAUUUAGCACAAAAUCAAGAGAGGUCUAUGUGUCCAUGGAUGCUCCUAUGAAUUUGGCAUUGACUAUUUAUUUGGUCUACUUGUGAAGAUACAUAGCUGUAAACCUGAAGAAACAUACCUUCACGAUUUUGUAAUACUGGAUAAUACGUUCUCAAAAAGACUUUUCACUGGGUGCUGCACAGUGAUUAUUACUCUUGCAGCUUAUUAAUGAUUCUAAAGCAUUUUGUAAGAUUCAUGUAAGAUAGGGUGAACAUAGGAAGGUUAUGUAACAAAUAUGAACUAUAUUUUUCUAACUUUUUAUAAAAUUAUUUGAAAGUUUGAGUGGACAUACAUACCUACUAUCAAUAAAAUGAUACCUAGAAAGCAUUAGAAAGCCAAUAGUCAAAUGCAUACAAAUAGAGUGUAUUUGACUCUUACAUUUCUCUUACAGUAGCAAUACCUCUUAUUAGAGAUUACAUUGCCAGAUGCAUAUUUCAUAUUUCUGUCAGUCUGAAGGGGGCGGUGGGGAAGGUAGAAAGAAAAGUUUAAGGUAAAUACAUUUUAUAAAAAAAUUAAUGCUAUUUGAAAGGUCUAGAAGUUUUCUUAUGUAUUGUUUUCUUUGUUAACUGAGUUUGGCAUAAGUAAAAACUCAGUUGAAAAAACAGAGCUGAAUAUUAUAUUGUCUGUUACAACACAAGAAAAUUGCACAUACUGACAGUUUUGCACUAAUUCAGUCAUGGUUUUUUUUGAAAGUUGAAUCAACCAUUACACAGGCAGGCUGUACCAGUUUUCAAUUUUAGUAAUGCUAAAAUACCAUCUUGAAAAUUAAAGGAACUCCAGUUUUUUAAGGAUUUAUAUAAUACUUCCAUGUCAUGUUUCAAUUAUACACUAAAAAAAUAACAUACGAUCACAUAAACAACAGCGGUUGCAAUUGGAUAUAUUCCUGUUUAAAUGUUUUUACUUUUACAUUGGAGACAACAUUUGGAAUAUUGUGUAAAGGUUUAUCAUUAUGCCACACAGUUACAACAAGGAUGAAACCCCUAUUCGAAGGUUUUUAGAAGCAGCAUCAUUUGAUGAUUUUCUGUUACAUUCUCAGUCUUCCAUAACACAGUAUUACCAAAUUUUUUUGGUAGAUGUUAAAACAAUGCAAUGUAUAUAUUCAGCACUUGGACAUUAGAAGUCUUUGUGGCAAUGAGUUGCACAAAUAACAUCUACUAUAUUAAAAAAAUGAAAUUAUUAAUUAAGAUUUUUUUUGAAAGAGCAUGUUUGUGUGGUGGGAAGAAAAUCAGUCUUAAGAAUAUUAAGUUUGGAAUGGAUGGAGAAGAAUAUUGGAAGUUUGCUAGUUUAAGGAUGAAACAAUUUCUAUGUGACUGUCAGCAUGAGACUAUUUCUGUUGUAUUCUAAUAGUGUUCUAAUAUGGUUCAGUUUGACUGUUUUCAGGAUUUAGUCACUUUCACUCCAAAGAAACACAAUAUUAAAUGGAGGGGGUGUUGCAUAAAAGUUUGUGUGCAAUCUCAGUCUUACUAUCUUUAGCUGUGUUACUAUUUCCAUUUUUUGGUAUAACAGCACCAUUUUCACAGGCUUUUUUUUUUUUUCAGCAUCAGUUUCUAGAAAUGUAUUACCCUUUUAUUUUAACACUUACCUAAAAUAAAUUGAUGGAGGUCUUCAUUAAAAAUAACACUAAAUACUGCUCUGGUAACAAAAUUUGAGAAACUGAAAUGUAAGAUGUUGAUACUUACAUGUGAAAUGUGUGUUAAGUGUGUUGUGUGUCUGGACACAUGUAUCAGUUUUGUUUCUGCUUUUAAAAUAAAUUUUGCCAAUAUGUGACCA
This is a messenger RNA of Colius striatus (speckled mousebird), 3904 nucleotides long. RefSeq names its product ADP ribosylation factor like GTPase 13B (gene ARL13B). The transcript has 11 exons. Gene Ontology annotation, biological process: receptor localization to non-motile cilium; non-motile cilium assembly. Gene Ontology annotation, molecular function: GTP binding; GTPase activity. The record is from RefSeq and is a predicted model, not a curated record. NCBI's taxonomy places the organism in Eukaryota, Metazoa, Chordata, Aves, Coliiformes, Coliidae. The coding region runs from base 625 to 1905 and encodes 426 amino acids. Gene Ontology annotation, cellular component: non-motile cilium; ciliary membrane; motile cilium.